AUUCUAUUAAGCGCAGCCACUUAUACAGUGCACCAGCACAAAGGUAAGAGUCUAGACCAGAGCCCUGACAGUCCACUCAUCUCGGGAAGAGGGCAGCAGAAACUGACGCGCAGAGCCAAAACCUACGGUGCGCACACACACCCAGACGAGACUCAGAAGGGACAGUUGGAGCAUUUUGGAAGCAAGACGCGCAGGACAUCAGCGCACCGAGCACACUUGGACCUGACAGUACACCUAUUAAUCCCCAAAAUACCUGCAGCAUAAAAUGGAGCGAAAAAUCCCUGAUUUCGCCGGCACUUGGGAGAUGAAGACUUCUGAGAACUUCGAGGAACUCUUAAAAAAGUUGGGUGUGAACAUGAUGCUGCGUAUGAUUGCGGUGAAGGCAGCCUCUAAGCCCCUGGUGGAGAUCACGCAGGACGGAGAGACGCUGUCCAUUAAAACCUCCACCACCGUCCGCACCACCCACAUUACUUUCACUGUGGGGCAGGAGUUCAAUGAGAUCACUGUGGACGGACGCCCCUGCACGAGUCAUCCACGCUGGGAAACCGACAGUAAGAUCAGCUGUGAGCAGACUCUGCAGAAAGGAGAAGGGCCUAAAACAUCCUGGACCCGAGAGAUCACCAAUGACGGCAAACUGAUCCUGACCAUGGGAGCAGACAAUGUGAUAUGCAGCAGAGUCUACGAGCGGCAAUGAACAAGAGCACUUCUCACUUUUUGUCCCCCCCCCCUCUCCUCUCCUCUCCUGCAUCACCACCACCCUUUGUUAAGGCGGCACUGGGAGAUAUAAGUCUCUAGUUAUUCCAGUAUCUCUGUUAUCUUCACUAUGUAAUUCAUGUGGUAACUGUAUCUAGUAUUUCACAUAUCUACACGAUGGUCUUAGCUCCUGAGUUAUCCCGCUGUCUCUCCAGCUCCAGCAAACAUGACCAGCUGGGUUUUAAACACGAAAAUAUGAUAGAUUUGUUGAUUGACAGCUCAUUUAUCUGGCAUUGUGUGCGUGUCUGUGUGUGUGCGUGUGUGUGACUACAUUUGUAGAUGUGUAACCAAUCUUUGAGCUCUCAGGUCAGUUUUGAUGUGCCCCUUCCUCUCUUUUCCUUUAGCCCUGCUCCACAAAUUUAACCUUUUCUAUCUCAUGACGACAUUUUAUAUUUAUUACCACACUAGGAGUCUGAUCCAGUACUGCUAAAGUUUUUACUCUGUCUCUUUUUUAUGAAAUGUGAUCCUAGGAAACAACACUUUCUAUGGAAAAACAAUAAAGCACGAUAUUAACUCA
Messenger RNA from Gymnodraco acuticeps, 1270 nucleotides. It is a transcript of the gene crabp2a, whose product is annotated as cellular retinoic acid binding protein 2, a. Gene Ontology annotation, biological process: fatty acid transport. Lineage: Eukaryota; Metazoa; Chordata; Actinopteri; Perciformes; Bathydraconidae. The transcript is spliced from 4 exons. The record is from RefSeq and is a predicted model, not a curated record. The coding region runs from base 266 to 694 and encodes 142 amino acids. Gene Ontology annotation, cellular component: nucleus; cytosol. Gene Ontology annotation, molecular function: fatty acid binding.